UCAAAAUCUGAGAGUUGCAAUUAAAUUUCAAUUUUUAGAAAAGUCGCACGGAAGAACGCGUGGAGAGGGAGACGAGACAACUUCAUCUCUCUCUCUCUGAUCGCCAUUUCUUCGAGAUUGAUCUAUCUGGCCUGUAGCUUCUUCGUUUUGGAUCGAUUUCUGCUGGUUUUUUCGUUCGAUUGAAGCUCGGUUCGACGGUCGGAAUGGAUCAGGUUAUGAACAAAGUAGGCUCUUAUUGGUUCAACCAGAAGGCCAACAAGGAGAUCGGCUCCAUCGGCGAUGAUAUUAAUUCAUUGUCGACGAGUAUUCAAGGAGGAACUAGCUGGUUGGUAAAUAAAAUAAAAGGAAAAAUGCAAACGCCUUUGCCAGACCUGCUGAAGGAAUAUGACUUGGCAAUGGGAAUUUUUCCUCGCGAUGCAACCAACUAUGAGUUCAACGAGGAGACAGGAAAGCUGACUGUCUUUAUACCAGAAAUCUGUGAAGUUGGGUAUAAAGACUCAUCAGUCUUGCGUUUUUCCACCACUGUGACUGGAUAUCUGGAGAAAGGAAAGCUAGCUGACAUAGAGGGAAUGAAAACGAAGGUGAUAAUAUGGGUAAAAGUGUCUUGUAUUACUUCUGACGGACCGAAGCUCAACUUCACCGCUGGAUUGAAGAAAUCCAGGAAAAGAGAGGCGUAUGAGGUCCUUAGAGAUGGUGUAAGUGUUGAUAAGUUUUAAAAUGUGGGAGUUUUCGGUUGGGUCUUUAUAUACAUUUAUGUUAGAUGGAUUCUUGUUCUUGAAUGUGUUACUGUAAGGCCGAGAAUUUUUCUCAACCGAAUGUUACGAUUACGUGCUGUUUUCGUCUGUCUAAAAGUAGUACACAGAACCCUUUCUAGUCGAAUGAUAUAUAAGACGACUUAACCGAUCUGCCUUUUAUGCCCAA
Messenger RNA from Cucurbita pepo subsp. pepo (vegetable marrow), 921 nucleotides. RefSeq lists its product as uncharacterized. Lineage: Eukaryota; Viridiplantae; Streptophyta; Magnoliopsida; Cucurbitales; Cucurbitaceae. The record is from RefSeq and is a predicted model, not a curated record.